Messenger RNA from Scophthalmus maximus (turbot), 1284 nucleotides. RefSeq names its product claudin-1. Gene Ontology annotation, cellular component: plasma membrane; bicellular tight junction. Gene Ontology annotation, molecular function: structural molecule activity. The coding region runs from base 189 to 800 and encodes 203 amino acids. Gene Ontology annotation, biological process: bicellular tight junction assembly; cell adhesion. The record is from RefSeq and is a predicted model, not a curated record. Lineage: Eukaryota; Metazoa; Chordata; Actinopteri; Pleuronectiformes; Scophthalmidae. The transcript has 4 exons.
CGCAGCGGGGGGAUAACGGUCCGGAGAGGAGCGAGGAGCAGGUCGCUGCGCGGACACGUCUCCUCCCUCGUCUCUCCCUCUCGUCUUCGGAGUCUCUCUCUUUGGGCGCCUCGCAACCAAACGGUCGUCGGGCUGCUGUGACCCUGAACGCGUCCGACCGACGUGCUGCACACAGCCAGGCGGACACGAUGGCCAGCUCGGGCAUGCAGCUCCUCGGCUUCUUCCUGUCGCUGCUCGGCGUCUCCGCCACUGUCGCGGCCACGUUCAUGGUGGAGUGGAAGAGGCAGGCGCAGGGCAAGACGCACCGCAUCUACGAGGGCCUGUGGAUGAGCUGCAGCGGCAACGAGAGGACCACCUGUGAGCUGUACGAGUCUCUCCUGAAACUGCCGACUGAGGUGCAGGCCACCAGGGCGGUGAUGCUGCUCAGCGUCUUCCUCUCCGCCGUGGCCCUGAUGGUCUCCACAGUGGGGAUGAAGUGCACCCGCUUCAUGGACGACAAGUCUGAGAGCAAAUCCACCACGGCUAUGAUCGGAGGAAUCAUGUUCAUGGUCUCAGGUUUAGUGACUGUGGUCAUCACCUCCUGGUACGUUGAUACGAUUGUAAAGACCUUCCACACAUCCAAUAAACUGCAAAGCUUCGAGUUUGGUCGGGCCGUGUUCGUCAGCUGGGCUGGAGGCGUCCUCACUAUGGCCGGUGGCGCCUUCCUGAGCUGUCGCAGAUGCUCCCGGUCCAGAUUGCCCGCGUCCAUGAACUCCAACCAGCUCCUGCCCACCGUCAACUCCAAGUCCAACUACGUCUAGUCUGGAGGGCACAGGAGAGCCAGGAGGAGGGUAGACACAGUCCGACCAGAGGUUAACUUGAAUGUUGUAAAGUCACUGCCUACAUACAGCCUGUCAUUACAAAUUAAUUGUACGCUUUCAAAAAGAAAAUCAUGUUGACCUGGCCUGUUUGUAUUCAUAUGAAGCCAUUUCUCUUCACAGCUACCAAAGAAUAUCACUUGUAUGGAUCGUUUUUACACUCUAUAGCAAGACUUCUGUACUUUUACGAUGUCAUUUACUGUACGUCCAUUCCCUUUACCUCUUCAGUUUUACACUGGUGUUAACGUGUGAUUGUGUAUGUUGUUUAUUAUACGACUAACGUUUUUAUAUUUUUGGUCUUGUAAAGUUGUUUUUAUUACGGAUGUAACACACAGUGUGUGUAGGCUACAUUUUCAGAAAAAAAUAAAAUAAUUUUGUUCUCAUUAAUCUGGUUUACCUCAUAAUGAGAGCUCUCCUGGCACUGAAA